Messenger RNA from Tripterygium wilfordii, 608 nucleotides. Its product is annotated as protein SPIRAL1-like 5. Gene Ontology annotation, biological process: cortical microtubule organization. The coding region runs from base 51 to 359 and encodes 102 amino acids. Gene Ontology annotation, cellular component: cortical microtubule, transverse to long axis. NCBI's taxonomy places the organism in Eukaryota, Viridiplantae, Streptophyta, Magnoliopsida, Celastrales, Celastraceae. The record is from RefSeq and is a predicted model, not a curated record. The transcript is spliced from 2 exons.
UAAUUUUGUUGUCUUGUGACAAGAAAGAUCUUGAAAGCGCGCAGCUAGGGAUGAGUAGAGGCGGAAGCUUUGGCGGCGGACAGAGCUCGCUGGGCUACCUAUUUGGCUCUGAUGAAGAAAAGCCUUCACCUCCGGCCUCCCGGCCAGUGAAUCCACCACCUUAUGGUGUUGAUAUCACGCCCACCACCAUGGAAAAGCCUCCAGAUAGUCCUUCCAGUGAAAAAGACAAAGCAUCAAACAAUUAUCACCGAUCGCAAGGCCAGAAUUCCGGCAACUUCAUCACUGAUCGUCCGUCCACAAAAGUGAAGUCAGUUCCUGGUGGAGACUCAUCGCUUGGCUACUUGUUUGGAGAUAAGUAAUUAAUACCUUCUACUUCUCUACCUUUAUAACCGAAUAUGGUGCAGAGACAAGAAGGGAUUUCAGUACCAAUUAGCGUGUGUUAAGGUUUGCGAGUGUGUAUUUGGAUUUCUAAUAUAUGAUAUGUUUGAGUGUGAAUUUGAUCCUUCUGGUUUACUAAAUAUAUAUAAUUUGUAUCGUUUGUGUAAUCGUAUAAGAAAUAAAUGCCUCUCUUCACAUUAUAUUAUAUUGAGAAACCAAUUUAAUCCUUA